Messenger RNA from Amphibalanus amphitrite, 4895 nucleotides. RefSeq lists its product as uncharacterized. The record is from RefSeq and is a predicted model, not a curated record. The transcript is spliced from 13 exons. The coding region runs from base 1 to 4215 and encodes 1404 amino acids. Lineage: Eukaryota; Metazoa; Arthropoda; Thecostraca; Balanomorpha; Balanidae.
AUGCGGCCACUGGUAUUUCCCCUACUAGUCGGGUGUCUGUCUGCAGGCAGUGUCAUCCCUCACGACAUCCCGCUGGAGACCGCCAUCGGCGCAGGCCCAGAGCCGUCGGCCGCCGCUCUGUCGGACCGGCUGCAGAGGAUGGACGAGCGUCUGAUCCAGCUGGCCGCCCGUCUGGAGUCGCUGACGCACACGGUGGACACACAGCUGGCACAGCUGGAUAACAGCGUGCUGCAGCUGUACAAGGAGCUGGGCAGCGGCCGGCUGACCGAGGCAGCCGCCGAGCUGCGCGGGCUGCUGCAGGAGGCCCGGGCGGCGCCCGCCGACCCGCAGCUGGUCAGCACACUCAGCCAGGAGAUCCGCCAGUCGGAGCAGCUGCUGCAGGCGCAGCUCAACGACACGCAGCAGCGGCUGGUGACGCUGCUGGAGGAGGGUCGGCCCGCCGCCGGCGCCGCCUCCCCGGCCACCACGACCGUGAUCGUGGAGCGGUGCAGCUUCCCGGACCAGUUCCAGCGGACGGACGGCUGGCGGCCGGCCGACUGCGCGGCCGUCCAGCAGCGCCACCAGCGCAGCGGCGUCUACACCAUCUACCCGCCUGUCUGCGGCAACGGCGGCGGCAUCCGCGUCUACUGCGACAUGGACACGGACGGCGGCGGCUGGACCGUGCUGCUGAGGCGCGCCGACCUCCCCGACCACCAGAACUUCGACCUCGGCUGGGAGAGCUACAAGUGGGGCUUCGGCAACCUCAGCGCCGAGUUCUGGUUGGGCAACGAGUACAUGAGCCUGCUGACCAGCAUGGAGGAGAUGCAGCUCCGUGUGGACCUCCAGGACUGGGAAAACGCCUCUGCCACCGCCAGUUACACGCCGUUCUCCAUCGGCACGGAACAACAAAAGUACCCCGUCAAAGUCGGAACCUACUCUGGCACUGCUGGAGACUCCUUCACUGGCAUCAACGGCUCAAAGUUCUCCACCAAAGACCAGGAUAACGACACUUGGAGCAAACACUGCGCGCAGUACUACAAGAACGCUGGCUGGCAUAAGGCCUACCGCGACUCUCCAAAUCGGGCUGUCUGGAACGAGGACGACGCUUCGGUGGUGUGCGCUCCACUGAGAGGCCGCUGCCCACCCGGAGGAACACAGUCGCUGGAGCCAUCGCGCCGACACCUAGCGGUGACCGGGCGAACUACUCGCGGCUCGAGGGGCCCGCGCUCGGCUCGCGUUCCCGAGGGUCGGGCGGAGGUGCGGCACCGGUCCCCGCGGCGCAGUCCGCGCGCCGGUCACUCCCACACUGACCGGCGCUGUCUGAGCGCUGCACUCGGCGCUCGGCUGAACAUCGAGCUACUACCGAGCCGCUGCAGCCCAGCUCCGCCCCGAGAGACCGCCGCCCAGCAGACUCCGCGUGAGGAGGAGGUGCCACCGUGCGAGCAGCCGCUGACGCUGGCGGAGAUCCGGCGCGCCGCCCAGACCUCGUCCAUCAGCCAGGCCAUCACCAGCGCCACCUGCCACCAGCAGCCGCUCGUGCAGACUGUGCAAACUGUGAGCGUGCACGAGCCGCCCACCGAAACCAUGGCGCUCGGAUACCAGAAGAAACUGCAGUGGAGCCAAGAGAGAGUGGACGGAGGGGGCCUGGCGGGACUGUGGAGGACCGCGGAAGACGGCAAACUGAGACAGCGAGAUGCCAAGUCGGCGGCCGAGCGGUGGUCGGCCGAGGCGAGCGGCCGGUCGGACGUGCGACGCGCCCCCUCCCUGCCGCCCAUCACGCCGCGCGCCAGUCCCGAGGAGGGUGACACCUCGGGCUACUACAGCGAGGCGCAGCCGGACCGCUGCUCAGUGGAGCCGCCACCGAGCCGGACGGCCUUGGCUGGGUCACUCAGCUCGGUUCGGUUCGAGCCGCAGAGAGCCGAGCUGGCUGAGACGGCGGGCCCGCCGCCCGCUCCGGCGGCGCCUCCGGAGCCGGUGGCCGAGCAUGGUCCGCCGCCGGCCGCCCCGCCGCCCACCCGCGACAUGCCCAUGACCUGGAGGCGGCAGCAGCACGCCCGUCAGGUGGCCCAACUGACCCGUGAAUCAGAGCUGCGACGGCGAGCCCAGACUGCCGACAGAAUGAAGUGGGGAGACCGGGGAGUGGGUAUCAGCCGACUCUGGGACCCGUGCGCCUCCACGGCCCACCUGCCGGACGUCUGUGGAGGUCGACAGUUCGAGGCACCGCGCUGGGUGGAGCGCGCGGCGGACGGCACCACUGUCGAGGUGGAUGACCGGUCACCGAGUGUGGCCGCCGGGUCGGGUCCCGCCUCGCCUGCCGCCACCGGGACACACCCGCUGUUCCGGCUGCCCGCCCAGAUGGCCAGACGCGCGACGGACUCCGGUCCGGUGAGGGCACGUCGGAUCGACACGGCGGCCCCGGCAGCCGGUCCCGGCGCCACUCCACCGGCCGAGGGUCUCACGGACGCCGAGCGGCGGCGUCAGGUGGCCCUGCAGCACCUCCGAGACAACCAGAAACAGACGGCCGAGAAGGAGCGUCGGCAGCGCGAGGAGCGGGAGCGUGCCGCGAGAGAGGAGGCCGCUCUCGACGAGCACAUCCGGCGUCAGAACGAGCGCGAGCGUCAAACCGCCGAGCGGCAGCGCCUGGUCACGGCUGAGCGGCGGGCGGCUGCCGAGCGACGACAGAUGCUGGUCACCGAGGCUAUCAGAAAGGCCGAGCAGGAGGCGGUCGCAGAGAAACGGCGGCGACUGCGCGGCGCCGCUGGUGAUUCGGCAGCGACCACCACGCGCAGGGAGGAGCCAACCGCUCCGGUAGCCAGCUCGACAGCAGAGCCGGCGACCGAGCAGACGGCCGGCGGAGGAGCAGGGGAUGGCAACGGCGGCACGGCAAACACCUCCCACAGGCUCACCUCCCGACCGAGCAACUCCAGCAGUGGAGAGAGCGAGUCGAGCCGGCCGAACGGUCCGAGCGGCCGGGCGCGGCUGAGUCCUCUGCAGAACCGGCGCCGCUCUGAGCCGGCGGCGACCGAGGACCGGCUCGGCUCCGGCCGCCAGCCGCUGCCCGGCCUGGGGCGGCUCUACAUAGAGGACCGGGUGCUCACACCCACCAAGUACCGGGGCGACAGAACUAGCUCUGGCUGUGAGUUCGGCACACAGACGGAGCCGGGUCGGCGCCAGAGGCCGGCCGAGCUGGUCCAACGGAGGGAUGUCACAGUGGGCACUGAGACGCCGCCGACACGACACGGUCGCCGCCGGGAGCGCUCCAAGGCGCGGGCCAGGCCGCUGAAGAUCGAGGACCGGCCGCGCUGGAACGCACCGCAGCCGGAGAAGGUGUACCUGAAGCAGACGGAGAAGGACCUGCUGGUGUCGCGCGGCGGCGCCCGUCGGCGGAGGGAGAGGCAGCUGAGGAACGAGGACGAAUCGUGCUCGGACACAGACACGGGGCCACCGGACUGGUCGGCCGAGCACCGUGCCAGCCGCGACAAACGGACUGAUACAAACAGGUCCGGCGUGUCUGAGUGGCGAAACUCUCGUACCGUCCCCCGCUACCGCAGCCACUCGCCGCUCAAGGCCCGAGUCGCCGCCUACUACGCCGCAUCCUCCGACGGCAAGUUCUCCUCAUCUUCGUCGUCACGAGCGGCAGCGCGCGCUCUCGGCUCCUCCGUACCUCUGAUCACGGCUAGCGAAGUGCUGUUCCUUCCCGAGUACGGUAACGUGGCCCUGGUGCCGCUCAGCCAGCCGCACCUGGCCUAUCUGAGCCACGCGCACAGUCUGCCACUGCUCGCCGCCGCCGGCGACAUCCCAGUCUACCCGCCCGUCUCCACAGAGAAGGCCCUGCGAGACAUCGGCUCUCGCGUAGUGAGCGCUGUGGGCCGGGAGGCUGCGCAAUCACCGGGUUCUACUGAGGACGCGCCGGAUGGCGGCGCGGACGGCGACACUGAGCGGGCGGGUGGACCGCCGGCGCGGCGACGCUCCCGGAGGGACAAUGGGACAGAUAAGGAGGACGAGGAGCCACCUCAUUUGUACAAUGAGUCGGCCGGCGCACCACCGCCGGUGCAUAAGGCCCAAGACCGCGAGGACCGGGAGGAAGAGGGAGAGGAUGAGGAGGAGGAGGCGAUAGACCGGGAGGACACGGGCUCGGAGCAUUCGUCCGGGUCCCAGGAGCGGUCGGAGGCGGCUGAUACGGCGGACGGCGCCAGCAGAGAUGUCCGCGACGGUCGACUGGCGGAGGCCGAGUGACUCCGGAGGGCUGCGCUUGUGGCUGUUUCAGAUUCCGAUCGCUCGGAGGCCUCCCAAUCGGGAUUGCUGCGCAGCGGCCGCCAGUGGCAGCAGGAUAGGGAGCCGGAGUCGGAGCCCUGCUGAUCAGCAGGACGUGCUGAACAGCAGGACGUGCUGAACAGCAGAAUCUGCUGACCAGCAGUAUACACUGAGCAGCAGACAGAGCGGGGUACUGCUGUCGAAAGUCGCGCGCCACUCCCGGCUCGCGGAGUGCGAGCUGAGCGAGUCAGUAGCGCGGCCGAGAAGCCGCCAGCGCCGGCCGACCCUAUGGUCUAUCAUAGGACACGGCGCUGGGCGGCGGCGGGUCACAGGGGACGGACGGGUACACUGCUACAGUCAGGGGACGGACGAUACGCGGCGGACCUCGCAGACUUCUCCGGUCCCAAACUGCCUAACUAGGACGGUGGGAUGACCGACAGGGCCAGUUUGUACUUUUGCAGCGCCCGUUAUCGGGACCGGGACACACUGAGUUGCGGAGCCCAGUCCGCUGAUGGGCGCUAAGUGCAAUAUCUCCAGUGUUAGUGCAAUUCAAUGUUCGUGCAAUCCAGUGCGCUGUGCUAGGUGUGGGCUGGGAUUCAGGUAUAACAUGGGAUCAGUUGUGGUGCACAAUGAUAUGAUGCAAUAUACGAGUAUGUGAAGAA